Hermetia illucens (black soldier fly) is the source of this 520-nucleotide messenger RNA. RefSeq lists its product as uncharacterized. The record is from RefSeq and is a predicted model, not a curated record. The transcript is spliced from 3 exons. The coding region runs from base 102 to 488 and encodes 128 amino acids. Lineage: Eukaryota; Metazoa; Arthropoda; Insecta; Diptera; Stratiomyidae. Gene Ontology annotation, molecular function: protein binding.
UAUUAGAGACGGCAGAUGCGUUUCAUAUGAAUUCGGCAUAGCUAAAGAGAGCGCUAUCAUUUGUGACACUUGUCUUUGCUUAUUGAGUGAUCGUGAGGAACAUGACCACUGGUCUUACCCUAUUUACUGUGGCAUUAUGUGUGAUUAUUGCCACAGUGUCUCCAAAGGUAGACACUUCAAAAAUUCAGCCUGGUGGAGCGCCUGAUACUUUCAAGGAUCAAUUAUCAGGAGGUGAUGAGACCGUUUUUUCCCCCAUCCCACUUCCUAGAGAUAAGAAUAGGCCGAACAACCAACUAGUUAAUCAGAGGACCCGCUCACAACGAAAACGUAAAAAAAGGUGCAAUGAAAGAUGUCCUCGAUUGCUGUGGCCAGUAUGUGGUCGUAAUAAAUUAGGUCAACGAAAGACGUUUCAAAAUGAGUGUUUGAUGAAGCAUUAUAACUGCAAACACAAAAUGGAUUUUGUCGUCAAACCUGGGAAGCCAUGUUAGAUCUUGAAACUCCGAAAUGAUACAUAAUAUAU